AUGAGGACGGAUGUAUUAAGCAGAAGAACCUUGGAUCCCACUCUGCAACAGCAAGGUAGUGGCCUUAAUGUGAUGUAUCCCUCAUACUUCGAUCAUCAGGGUAAGGACAAGUCUGAAGACAAACGACGAAUCAUCCAAGAAAAAGUGCUUGUGAAACAUCGAUAUGAACAGGAAAAACAGAAUUCAUUUGAAAGGCAUCUGGUCGACUCGGAACGCCGGAAAGGUCAGAGAAAAAUUCAUGGAAGCGAUCCCAAGAAUAUAAGUUUUGAUUUUCGGGACAGUUACCAGUUUGAAAAUCAUCGCCAUUACGGAACAGAGAGCGCCAGAGAACUUCAUACUUUUGAGCGGAUGUACGACCCGGAUGAAGAGGCAAGACGAAGUCAGAGUAGUUUCGGUCACCUUCAGUCCCCGAGGUCAGGGAGCUCCCAAGUGUACGAUCCCCAGGUCGAUCUUUAUGAAAAACUAAGCGCUUUGAAGGUUCCAAAGAUCAACACACAACGGGUACCGGGAUUCAGUAGUUAUGCCCAGAAAUUUCGCAAAGACAGUAUAAUGAGAUCGAAUAAUUCUAGUCGGUCAACAAUGUUAUCCAACAGUACUGUAAAUAGCAAUAUGUCCUCCAGAAACAACAGCGGACGGUCAAGAGACUUGAUAAGUCCCUCCCGCAUACCCCGGCGGCAGAGGGACAUCACUUCGGAAACUUCAUUGAAGUCUACUGAGAGUAGGGGCUUACAUUCCGUCGAUUCUUAUAACUCCCGGCAGGGUUCGAUUUAUUCUCCUCUGAAAACUAAUGAGCGAUACAACGAGUGGAAUGAUUAUUCGAUACCGGAAGGGGAUCUUCCGGAUCUAAUUGAUGGCGAGAUUCAAGAACUGCAGAAAACCAAAGGAGCGCUACAGGCCGCGAAAGGUGCACGAGGGACGAUCCAGGUUACUCUAAAGUCUGAUGAAAAAUCCAAAGACAAAGCCAAGCCCUCAAACAAUUCUAAAACUGGAAAUAAGAAAUCUAAGAAAGCUACGACGGAACAAAGCACGCCCAAAGAAAACGAAAAGAGUGUAAAUGAUGCUCAACACGAGGAAGUAGGUAGUUCCAAACAAAUUCAAAACUCACAGGACAUUGGUAACAUUAAACAUUCUCAUAAAGUAACUCGUGGUGUUGCUCAAACUAAAGAAACUGUUAACUUGCAAGAGUCUGUGAACGAUUCGAAGGUGCAAUAUAACCAGAAGAAAAGGCCAAACAAGUCAGAAACCAGAGAAAAGACGAAAGAGAAAAGUUCUAAAACACCGAACGACAACUUGACAGAGAGCGCGCGACCGUCGCAGACGACAAAAGAAAAGGGAAAAUCUGGAGAAAGUUCGAAAGUACCUGCACCAAACAAAGAUAAGUUGAACAAAAGUCAAGAUAUAGAAAAAGAAAUCGCUAAAGUCCAGGAGGACUAUCUCUCGCAUCGCGCCGCUAACAACAAACAGAAACAACAGUCAGAAAAGGCGACAACAUCGAACAACAAGGGCAAUACAACGAAACCUUCGAAACAACAACUUUCCACUGACUCAAAAACUAGUGCGGUCAAAACUGGCCAAAUCCCUGAGUAUAAAGGGGAAAAGACAAAAGCCAAGACGGGCGAUACAUCUAAAAAGGACAGCAACCAGGAGAAAGAAACGUCAGAUUCUAAACCAAAGAAGGGAAUUCUAAGGAAGACUAGUUCCUUUAAAGUGAUAGGAAACUCGGACCAGUAUUUCGGAUAUAUGUCGAUGACGGACGGUGUAGCAGGAGAGAAAAAGGAAGUGAAGCGCGUACGAUACCAUGCCGAUCACUACCCUGAAGUUCGCCCUAUAAGUGCGUGA
Molecule: messenger RNA, 1839 nt
Organism: Magallana angulata
Lineage: Eukaryota; Metazoa; Mollusca; Bivalvia; Ostreida; Ostreidae
Product: MATH and LRR domain-containing protein PFE0570w-like
Exons: 1
Coding region: 1-1839 (612 amino acids)
Source: RefSeq, a predicted model, not a curated record